AUGUCGUCCUUCCAGCUACAGAAUUCAGAAGUCUUGGCGAGGCUCAAGCCAUUUGGAAUUCUGUUUGAGAAGUCUCUCAAUGAUUUAAUCAAGGGGAUCAGAGCGCACUCGAAAGAUUCGCCCGAGAGCUUAGCAAGAUUUUUAGACUCGGCCAUUCAGGAAUGCAAAACGGAACUCUACAGCACAGAUCUCGAGACUAAGGCAAUGGCAGUUUUGAAGCUCUCGUAUUUGGAAAUGUAUGGCUUUGAUAUGUCAUGGUGUAACUUUCAAAUACUCGAGGUGAUGUCGUCAAGCAAGUUUCAGCAAAAGCGUAUAGGCUACCUAGCCGCAAUUCAGAGUUUUAAAAACGAGCAGGAUUUGUUAAUACUUGCUACGAACCAGUUUAAAAAAGACCUCAAUUCGUCACUGCAUGUUGAAGUCGGGUUGGCCUUGAGCGGAAUCGCUACAAUAGUAACUCCCAGCUUGUCCAAGGAUAUUAAUGACGAUGUGUUGAUGAAGUUGAAUCACUCAAAGCCGUACAUAAGGAAAAAGGCCAUUCUCGCAAUGUACAAAAUCUUUUUGCAGUACCCAGAUAGUUUGAGAGUAAACUUUCACAGGGUGAUUGAAAAAUUGGACGAUACCGACGUAUCAGUUGUUAGCGCUACUGUCAAUGUAAUUUGCGAGUUGUCGAAAAAGAAUCCAAAAUUGUUUCUCAACUACCUACCGAAGUUGUUUUCCAUCUUGGAGGAGACCAAGAACAAUUGGUUGAUUAUUAGGAUUCUAAAAUUGUUCCAAAGCUUGUCAAAAAUAGAACCGAGAAUGAAGAAGAAGAUAUUGCCCGCGAUAAUGGACCUCAUGCUUAGAACGCAAGCGUCAUCUUUGAUUUAUGAAUGCAUAAAUUGUGCAGUUAACGGGCAGAUGUUGUCAGAAGAGUCUUAUAAAGAUAAGCAAACGGCCAAAUUAUGCAUCCAGCAAUUGAUGACUUUUUUCAAAACCAAAGAUUCCAACUUGAAGUUUGUUGGAUUGAUCGCUUUGAUCAACAUAUUGAAAGUAUUUCCAGUUUUUAUGCACAGUGUGGAUGGUGUGUCAGAAGUGAUCAUGGACUGCUUGAACGACCCGGAUUUGAUAAUCAAGAAAAAAGCCCUUGAGGUCUCAAGUUAUUUGGUGAAUGACGACAAUAUCGUUGACGUUGUUAAAGUGAUGUUGCUACAAUUGAUCCCCGACAGAACCACUGUUGACGACUCGCUAAAGUUGGAGGUGACAUGCAACAUCUUAAAGAUAGCCUCGAAAGACAAUUACAAUAACAUUCCCAACUUCAAGUGGUAUGUGGCUGUUUUGAAAGAUAUAUUGAACUUAACAUUGCUACCCGUUGUUCCCGGAUCUACGGGAUCGGUAUCGGCAACAACAUCGAAAAAGAUAGCUGCUCAAAUAGGAAAUGAAAUUAGAGUUCUUGCAACAAAGGUUCCUUCUAUUCGGCCAGUGUUGUUAGAAAAAAUUGUGGUUGAAGCAGUGUUGGAUGAAAACGUAAUCACAGCAUGUCCGCUCAUUUUGGAAGACGUCUACUGGGUUCUAGGCGAGUAUAUUGAUGAAUUUAAAACCAGAAUCGAUGAUGACGACGAGGUCGAAGUUGAAAAUGAGGACUUGGUUGUCAACCUCGACAAGAAGUUGUGCAUUUUCAAUACGUUAGUAAAUUGCAAAGUGGAUGAAAAAUUGGGACUUGGCACGGCAGGUAAUUUCAAAAUAUCAUCGAUGUUGCUAAAUUUGCAGGAACCUCAAGUCUUGUCUAUUUUGAUCCAAGCUUUGGUUAAACUUUACAAUGGUAUUGUCCACGACUACACCCGUGUGUACUCGAGCAAUGGUGAGUUUUCCGAAACAAAGUAUAAUGAGUUGAGCUACCAUCUUUAUCGGUUAAUCGGAUUUUUGACUUAUUGGGAGAAACAUUACAACUAUGAGGUCCAAGAGCGGGCUUUGUCGUGGUUGGAAUUCUUAAGAUUAUGCCAGGAAGCAAUGAUUGGUGACGAUUUGUCAGGGGUAAAGAAACUUGAACUCAAGGAUUUUGAGCUUUAUGGCGAAAGGGUUAAAAGUGGUGGUGCUAAUGUGGAGGACAGUUCAGAAAGCGAAGUGGAAGACAAUUCAGACUCAUAUGAUAGUUCCAGUAGUGACGAGUACGAAAACUUGGUUUUCUCGGAUGACGAAAAAUCACCAAAGCCAAACGCUCUGCCUGACUUUGAGCCUAAUCCAUUUGCAGAACAGGAUUCAGAAGUAAAUGCCUCCUCGAAACGACUUCCUGGGUUAUUAAGCCACAUUCUACCAUCCUUUUUCAAAGCUUAUAUGCUAAAACCUGUCGCAAAAAAUGCUCAAUUCAAUAUCGGUUUGCCAGAGGCGUUAGACUUGGACCUGGAAAUUAAUGAAUUACCCAAAGGGGCUGACACAGUUGGUGCUAAUGAUGCAUAUGAACUUUUCUUGUCAGACUCAGAGAAUUACGAGGAGAACUUAAUCCAAUUGACUAGUGCUGAAACAGAAACCAAUAGACGAGUUAACAUGGAGGAACGCGCACUUCGUUUGAAGGAUGACCCAUUUUACCUAGAGCCCGGGAAGAAAAGCAAGACAGUAAACAAGCCACAUGAAAUAUCGGAUGAAGGACGCUCAGAGUCGUCGCGGGCACCCAGUUUGUCAUCCAAGCAAGAGGAACCAACGAAAACCAAAAAGAAAAAGUCAUCAAAAAUGAGAAAGGAGAAAGUACUCAUACUUGAUGAAGAAUCGGUAGAAGGUGUAGCUAGUCCCAAUGAGGUACAAAAUUCCGAGGUUGAGAAAAAGCGCAAGGGAAAGAAAAAUACUAUAAAGAUUGAUUCAUCGAAGUUGGAUAAUUUCGAUCUUCUUUCAGUAGAGCCGGAAAGAACCUCAAAUGAGGAGUACGAUAUUGAUUUAGAUGCUUUGCGAGCUAAAUUGUCGCAAACUUCGAUUGACAAACCAAAGAAGAAAAAGAAAGCCAAAAAGACAGAAAGAGAAAAUGUGAUCGAAGGAACUGGCAUUAGCGAAGUAAUUGAUAAAGAAAGCAGCCAGAAGCUCGAGCAAACUAGGCCAAAAACAAAGGAUGAUGCAUCUACAACCGAUUCUUCUGUAAUCACUGUAAAGCCAAUGAAAAAGAAAAAUAAGAAAAAGGCAGUGAUUAUUGAGGGAUGA
This is a messenger RNA of Lodderomyces margitis, 3162 nucleotides long. It is a transcript of the gene APL5, whose product is annotated as Apl5p. The record is from RefSeq and is a predicted model, not a curated record. Lineage: Eukaryota; Fungi; Ascomycota; Pichiomycetes; Serinales; Debaryomycetaceae. The transcript has a single exon. Gene Ontology annotation, cellular component: AP-3 adaptor complex; endosome membrane; membrane coat. Bases 1 to 3162 code for a protein of 1053 amino acids. Gene Ontology annotation, biological process: protein targeting to vacuole; Golgi to vacuole transport.